Messenger RNA from Anopheles merus, 1064 nucleotides. RefSeq names its product brachyurin-like. The record is from RefSeq and is a predicted model, not a curated record. Gene Ontology annotation, molecular function: serine-type endopeptidase activity. The transcript has a single exon. The coding region runs from base 98 to 1003 and encodes 301 amino acids. Gene Ontology annotation, biological process: proteolysis. Lineage: Eukaryota; Metazoa; Arthropoda; Insecta; Diptera; Culicidae.
AAACUCCGCCACUGAUUAAGCUUUAUCAUAGAUCUAUUGGAUUUGUUUGUUCUAUAUAAGAAGUUCAACCCAAGCUGCAGCUUCAUUCAGUUGCAAGAUGAAGACGUUCGUACUGCUCGUUGCCUGCCUGGCUGCCGUUGCCAGCGCCGAAUGGAUCGAGAUCGACUGGUCCAGGGUGCGCCCGAUCGAGGAGUUCGAUCACUACUGGGAGCGUCUGCCGCAGGAGCUGCAGAUCUAUCGGCACGUCCGUCCAUCGCACCGCGUCACCAAUGGGCAGGAAGCGACGCCUGGCCAGUUUCCGUACCAAAUCGCACUGGUGAGCGAGUUCGUUAUUACGAGCGGUCUGUGCGGAGGCUCCGUCCUGACCAAUAACUUCAUCCUGACCGCAGCUCACUGUGUCGUUGGAACGGCCGGCAUCCUUGCGUCCGGUGGUACCGCCAUCAUUGGCGCACACAACCGCAACACUGCGGAAGCGUCGCAGCAGCGCAUCCGCUUCUCCGGUCCCGGUGUGAUCCCACAUCCGUUCUAUGCCUCCAGCAAUCUGCGUAACGACAUCGCGGUGGUACGGUUGGAUGCUCCGAUCGUGUUUAACGAUCGUGUGCAGCCCGUCCGCUUGCCGGCCCGCUCAGACACCCGCCAGUUCGGUGGCUUCCUGGGAACCGUGUCCGGAUUCGGUCGCACGUCGGACGCUAGCACGACUACCUCGGAUGUUGUGAUGUUCACGACCAACCCAGUGAUGACCAACGCUGACUGCAUUGCCCAAUGGAACAGUGCCCUGAUCGAGCCCCAGCAAGUGUGCCUGAGCGGUGAGGGAGGACGCUCGGCCUGCAACGGUGACUCCGGUGGCCCGCUGGCUGUGCAGGACGGUGGCAGUCUCCAGAUCGGUGUUGUGUCGUUCGGAUCGGCUGGAGGUUGCUCGAUCGGUAUGCCGUCGGUGUACGCUCGUGUGUCGUUCUUCCUGGACUGGAUCGUUGCCAACUCUGACUUUGUUGCGGCUGCCUAAGUCCGUAUGUGAUCUGCGAUAUUGGUGAUAUAAGAUUAGGAUUUUAAUAAAAAAAUUUAUU